Danaus plexippus (monarch butterfly) is the source of this 2206-nucleotide messenger RNA. It is a transcript of the gene Droj2, whose product is annotated as dnaJ homolog subfamily A member 1. Gene Ontology annotation, biological process: protein refolding; response to heat. Lineage: Eukaryota; Metazoa; Arthropoda; Insecta; Lepidoptera; Nymphalidae. Gene Ontology annotation, molecular function: Hsp70 protein binding; ATP binding. The coding region runs from base 180 to 1391 and encodes 403 amino acids. The transcript has 8 exons. The record is from RefSeq and is a predicted model, not a curated record. Gene Ontology annotation, cellular component: cytosol; cytoplasm.
CAUAAAACGAGCAGAGAACGUUCUUUGCCUACAUUACAUAGAAUUUUAAACGCCUGUGUAUACUCGUGAAUAGAGCUUGUGUCUUUGCUAGGUGUACUCAAUCGCAAUAUCGGUGUUUCUGGAAUUUGCUUACUCAUAGUUAGCAAUUUGUAAAUUAUCGUUUUUAAAUAAGGUUAAAAAUGGUGAAAGAAACAACCUACUAUGACAUAUUGGGUGUCAAACCCACCUGUACGACGGAUGAGUUGAAGAAGGCAUACAGAAAACUUGCACUUAAGUAUCAUCCUGAUAAGAAUCCUAAUGAAGGAGAGCGCUUUAAACAAAUCUCACAGGCUUAUGAAGUACUUUCUAAUCCAGACAAAAGAAGAAUAUAUGAUCAAGGUGGUGAACAGGCUUUGAAAGAAGGUGGUGGUGGAGGCAGUGGCUUCUCAUCACCGAUGGACUUGUUUGAUAUGUUCUUUGGCAGUGGAUACAGUGGAGGAAGACGACGCGGUCGCGAAAGGAAAGGCAAAGAUGUCAUUCAUCAACUAUCUGUCACGCUGGAAGAGCUUUACAAAGGGGCUGUUCGUAAGCUAGCCUUACAGAAGAAUGUCAUCUGUGAGAAAUGUGAAGGUCGUGGAGGGAAGAAGGGUGCAGUGUUAGUAUGCCCGACAUGCCGAGGUACAGGAAUGCAGGUUCAGAUCCAACAACUGGGACCGGGAAUGAUCCAACAAAUCCAAACAGUCUGCUCUGAAUGCAGAGGUCAACGUGAAAUCAUAGAUCCUAAAGAUCGUUGCAAAGUUUGCCAGGGUCGUAAGACAGUACGAGAUCGUAAAAUCAUUGAAGUGCAUAUAGACAAGGGUAUGACAGACGGACAGAAGAUUAUGUUUAGCGGUGAGGGUGACCAGGAACCAGAGUUGGAGCCGGGUGAUCUUAUUAUAGUAUUAGAUGAGAAGGAACAUGAGGUUUUCAAACGUACUGGUAAUGACCUCAUUAUAAGAAUUAAUAUAGAAUUGGUAGAGGCUCUGUGUGGGUUCCAGAAGGUAAUAAGAACUUUAGAUGAUAGAGAUAUUGUGAUAACUGUGUUACCGGGAGAAGUGACAAAGCAUGGUGAAGUGAAGUGUGUUUUGAAUGAAGGUAUGCCCAUGUACAAAAAUCCAUUUGAAAAAGGCCAGCUGAUUAUGCAGUUCUUGGUUAAUUUCCCCAAUCGCAUUCCUCCUGAAGUCAUUCCAGCAUUGGAGAACUGCCUACCACCUAGACCUAUGGUGGAGAUUCCAGAGUUAGCGGAAGAAUGUCAGCUCAUGGAUCUAGAUCCGGAACAGGAGUCUCGCCGUCGACGAGCCCACCAGGGUAAUGCAUAUGAAGAGGACGAUGACCAUUCGGGCGUCAAUAGAGUGCAAUGUGCUACUGGCUGAAUCUCAUACAAUACUUAAUCACCUUACUUCUACGCUAUAAACAUAUUGGACAGUAAUAGCACUAUGAUCACACACAUUUCAAUCUUAUACUAAGUAAAUAGAAAUCUGAUUUGUAGCUAUUUCAUAGCUGUUUCAUGACUUGCUUGUUAGUAUCAUCACUGGUUUUGAUGUAUUAUUUUCUGCAUUUGUAAGAUUUUAUUUAUACCUUUUUCAAAUCAUCGUCUAUUAACUGGGUCAUUUUAACAUAGUGUAUAAAUAUAUAGUGUCAGUAGCACCAUCUAGUGAUAUAUUGUGAAAUAAUACGGUUAAAAAUUCUUAAUGUUCAACAAUACUGCUGAAUAUAGUGUUCUGUCUUUCUGGUAGGUCUCAACUGUUAAUAAGUUGUAGCAAAAAUGGAAUUUAAUAUUUCUGUGAUUUGAUAUCUUCUAAAAAACAUUUAGUAUUAAUAGCCUCAUAUUAUAUAAAACUAUUUUUUACAAAGCAACUUGUUUGUUUGACAUUUUUAUUUUAAUACCCUGUCUGGUAUAUUUCAUAAAUUGUCUUUGGAACAUAAAAAUGUGAAAUAUAAAUAAGUUAUUUGUUUAAAAUAGAUAAAGUAUGAACUUCUAGACUAGACUUUGAAAUGUAACUGGCUGUUUCUAAAUAAAUUAGUGUAAAACUGAAUAUACAUACUUGUUGGAAGCUAUUCAGGAAAAUGCUUAUGGCGAGUUUCAUGGUUUUAAUUGAAGCAACAUGUUUGGGUGUGUAUGAAAUCCUAAAAAUAGUUAAAAGCUUAAAAUUGUGGUAAUUACGUAAAUAAAAAAAAUCUUCUCGAA